AAAUAUACGCGAGUCCCAUACUAUAUGACUCCUUCAAACAUCAUAGGCCCAACAAAUAUAAACCUUGUCGUGGAACGGAGGGUAGAGAGAGAGAGAGAGAGAGAGAGAUGGACAGUGCCGGGGAUGUGCAGGGGCCUCUGAGCCUUAACCCUAGCAACGGAAGAUGGGAAGACGAGAAAGAGAAGCCAAAGGUAGUGGUGAUAAUGGGUCCGACUGGGUCAGGGAAGUCCAGACUUGCCAUUGAUUUGGGGUCCCGCUUCCCCAUGGAGAUCAUCAACGCUGAUUCCAUGCAGGUCUACCGAGGCCUGGAUGUUCUCACCAACAAGGUUUCCCUCAAUGAACGGAAGGGAGUGCCACAUCAUCUUUUGGGAACUAUAAGCCCAAACUUGGAAUUCACAGCCAAGGAUUUCCGGGAUUCUGCUAUUCCUCUCAUUGAUGAUGUAUUGUCUCGCAAUUACAUCCCAGUCAUAGUUGGGGGUACUAAUUACUAUAUCCAGGCUCUGGUAAGUCCAUUCCUCUUAGAUGAUUCAUCAGAAUACAUGGAUGAUAGCUGCACACAUGGUCCUUCUGAAGAUCAGCUAGAUCAUGACCUGGAUUUUGGUAGAGACAGUUCGAAGUAUGGCUAUGACCAUCUUAAGGACAUUGAUCCAGUUUCAGCAAACAGAAUCCAUCCAAACAACCAUAGAAAGAUUAGUCAGUACCUCAAUUUGUAUGCUCGCUCUGGUAUUCCCCCUAGCAAACUUCUCCAGGAAAAGACUGCUGAGAACUGGGGUCGAGUUGAUAAUUCUAGAUACAAUUGCUGUUUUAUUUGUGUGGAUGCUUCUCUUCCUGUACUGGACCGAUAUGUGGAGCAAAGAGUGGAUUGCAUGAUAGAAGCUGGAUUGCUUAAUGAAGUCUUUGACAUUUACAGUCCAAAUGCCAAUUAUACUCGAGGCUUGCGACAAGCCAUAGGUGUUCGGGAGUUUGAGAAUUUUCUGGGAGUUUAUGAAGAAAGUAGUUCAAUUGACUUCUCUUUAAAUUCAAUGAUCAAGGGUGACAAGACAUCGUUACAGAAUCUUAGUGCUGUCUUGGAUUCCUUUGACAAUAACCAGCCCAAAAUGCUGAUGAAAGAAGCCAUUGAGAAAAUGAAAUUAAACACCCGAAGACUUGUUCGUCGUCAAAAAAGAAGGUUAAGUCAGCUGCAAGCAUUGUUUGGAUGGAGCAUAAAUUAUGUUGAUGCGACAGAAACCAUAUCAUGCAAUUCAGAAGAUUUAUGGGCCUCAGAAGUGGUCGAACCUGCUGCAAAAAUUGUUAGAUCAUUCCUUAAUGAGAAUGCCAUCUCAAUGCAUGAUUCGGAGGCUCUGAAUUCCAUGGGACAGAAGUUAAUCCAGAGGGACUUGUGGACUCAAUAUACAUGCAAGGCUUGUGGAGAUAGGGUACUUAGAGGAGCUCACGAGUGGGAACAACACAAACAGGGCCGCGGGCAUCGAAAACGCGUUUCAAGGCUCAGGAAGUCUCAAGCAUGACUAGCAACAUCCAGACUCUUGCUAGACGCCUUGAAUGAACCAGUAUUAACCAUAGGUGCUGUGAGAUUUGAGGGAGU
Messenger RNA from Juglans microcarpa x Juglans regia, 1582 nucleotides. RefSeq names its product tRNA dimethylallyltransferase 2. Gene Ontology annotation, biological process: tRNA modification. Lineage: Eukaryota; Viridiplantae; Streptophyta; Magnoliopsida; Fagales; Juglandaceae. The record is from RefSeq and is a predicted model, not a curated record. The transcript is spliced from 10 exons. Gene Ontology annotation, molecular function: tRNA dimethylallyltransferase activity. The coding region runs from base 108 to 1505 and encodes 465 amino acids. Gene Ontology annotation, cellular component: mitochondrion.